Molecule: messenger RNA, 2987 nt
Organism: Diabrotica virgifera virgifera (western corn rootworm)
Lineage: Eukaryota; Metazoa; Arthropoda; Insecta; Coleoptera; Chrysomelidae
Product: cytochrome P450 CYP12A2-like
Exons: 17
Coding region: 84-2972 (962 amino acids)
Molecular function (GO): monooxygenase activity; oxidoreductase activity, acting on paired donors, with incorporation or reduction of molecular oxygen; iron ion binding
Source: RefSeq, a predicted model, not a curated record
UCCAAGAACGAUAUGGAGAUGUGGUACAUUUAGGAGGAAUAUGGGGACGCAGAGCAAAGGUGUUUCUGUAUAAUCCAGAUGACAUGGCUGAUCUCUUCCGUAACACUGGACCUUUUCCUUCUCGGCUUACUUUUGACUACAUUUUAUACCAUCGAACCAAGCUCAGAAAAGACGUGUUUAAAGGAUACGUUGGACUUGCUCUGUCGCAAGGUGAGGACUGGUAUAAGCUAAGGACUAUUGUAAAUCCAAUUCUAAUGCAACCCAACAAAAUUCAACAGUAUACUACAAGACUCGACACAGUAGCCAAGGAUCUCAUAAAGCUUACCAAAUAUCGCAUGAAAACUGCAGGAACCAAUCAAACUCCUGCUGAUUUCGAGAAAGAUUUGUACAAAUGGGCAUUGGAUUCUGUUUCGGUUAUUACUUUAAACAAACAAGUAGGAGCUCUUGAAACGCAUAUAGAUAAGACUUCGGAACUAUACCAAUUCGUCCUUUCAGUAUUGAAGAUAUUCGAGCAAAUUCACUAUUUAGAACUUAUGCCUCCAUAUUGGAAGUAUCUUCCAUCUAGGAGACUAAACGAAUUUUAUGAAAAUUUUGAAUUUUCAAUGAGUUUAAUCUCCAAAUUUGUCGAUGAAGCUUUAGCAGAAUUUAAAAACGUAAACAUACCAGAUGAUGAGCUUGGAGUACUCCAACGUUUAGCUAAAGUGAAUAAACAAACAGCAUAUCUUAUGACUAUCGACUUAAUUACAGCAGGAGUAGAUGCGACGGGAAAGACACUUGGAACAGCGCUGUAUCUUCUAGCCAAGAAUCCGGAGAAACAGAGCAUACUCCGUGAGGAAGUAUUAAAAUAUCUUCCAGAAAAGAACUCAGUGUUAACAGCCGAAAAAUUAUCUGAAAUGCAAUAUUUGAAAGCUACUUUGAAGGAAAGUAAUAGAAUGGCUCCAGUUGCCAUUGGUGGUCUUAGAACUACUACAAAGAACAUGGUACUGGGUGGUUAUCAAGUUCCAAAAGGGACGGAUAUAAAUCCCAUGCAUUUCUAUGCAUCAGCAUUGAUAGACAAAAAUUUCAAAGAUCCUGCUAAAUUUAUGCCAGAACGAUGGCUACGAUCUGUCAGUAACGAGUACUCUGCGAAAAAUGCUCAUCCAUUCGCUUACAUGCCAUUUGGACAUGGGGCCCGUUCAUGCAUCGGCAGAAGAUUUGCUGUUAUGGAAGUGGAAGUGGCAAUUGCAAAUAUAAUCCGACAUUUUGAAUUAUCAUGGGACCAUUCAGAUAUGAGAUUUGAAGCAAGAUUCUUGUACGGUAUCGUGGAUCCCCUCACGCUGACCCUUAAAGAAAUAAAAAUAUACAAUUUACUUAAUCACACAGUCGUAAUGUUGUCUAAACGUGCACUCCGGUUGAAAUUUUCACCGCUUUUACAAACUGGGAAAUACUCGACCGCGACAAACCGAGAAAAUUUUUAUAAACAGUUGAUUGGGUCUAGCAGUGAUGAUGCGUUUCCAGAGGGAUGGGAGAAUGCGAAACCGUUCAAGAGUAUGCCUGGACCAAAGCCUUUGCCGGUGCUUGGGAAUAUGUGGAGGUUUUUUCCCGGACAGGAACUUCAUGGGUUAAAAACGGAUGAGCUACUGUUAAAAUUUCAACAAGGCUAUGGAGAUGUAGUACAUUUUGGAGGAAUAUGGGGACGCAGAGAUAAAGUCUUUCUGUACAAUCCAGAUGAUAUGGAAUAUCUAUUUCGUAACACGGGACCUUUUCCUUCCAGGAUGCUUAUGGACUGUAUGUACUAUUAUAGAAAAACAGUUAGAAAAGAUUUGCACAAAGGAAAUAAUAUUGGUCUUGCGUUUACAAAUGGUGAAGAAUGGUAUAAGUUAAGAACUAUUGUAAAUCCAAUACUAAUGCAACCCAAAACAGUGCAGCAGUACACCACAAGAAUGGAUUCUGCUGCCAAGGAUCUCAUGAAACUGAUCAGAUAUCGUAUGAAAAGCGAGGGAACUAAUCAAACGCCCGCUGAUUUUGAGAACGAUUUGUACAAAUGGGCAUUGGAUUCAAUUUCAAUUAUCGCCUUAAAUAGGAAAUUAGGUGCUCUUGAUACAAAUACAGACAAAAAUUCAGAUCUCUACAAAUUUGUCGUUUGUAUAAUGAGGAUGUUCGAACUAAUCUUUUACUUAGAAUAUAUGCCGCCAUAUUGGAAGUAUUUCCCAUCUAAAGAACUAAACGAAUUUUGUGAAAAACUUGACUUUAUUAAUAGUGUAAUUAUCAAAAUGAUUGAUGAAGCUUUAGCAACAUUUAAAAAUCAGAAUGUACCAGAUGAUGAGCUUGGUGUACUACAGCGUUUGACCAAAGUGAACAAGGAAACGGCGUUUAUAAUGACUAUGGAUAUGUUAACUGCGGGGGUUGAUACGACGGGAAAGACACUUGGCGCGGUACUGUACUUUUUGGCUAAGAAUCCAGAGAAGCAAAGCACACUCCGUGAAGAAGUAUUAAAAUACCUCCCAGAAAAAGACUCAGUAUUAACAGCUGAUAAGUUAUCUGAAAUGCAAUACUUAAAAGCUGUAUUGAAAGAGAGUAGUAGGAUUGCCCCAGUUGCUAUCAGCGGCCUCAGAACUACCUCAAAAAACAUGAUAGUAGGAGGUUAUCAAGUACCAAAAGGAAUAGAUGUUACUCCUAUGCACUUUUACGCAUCGACAAUGAUAGACAAAAAUUUCAAAGAACCCUCUAGAUUCAUGCCGGAAAGAUGGUUACGAUCUGUCAGUAACGAGUACUCCGCGAAAAAUGCUCAUCCGUUCGCUUACAUGCCAUUUGGUCAUGGUGCUCGUUCUUGCAUCGGCAGAAGAUUUGCUACAUUGGAAGUAGAAGUUGCUGUAGCAAAUAUGAUCAGGAAUUUUGAGUUGUCUUGGGACUAUCCAGAUAUGAGAUUUGAAGCCAAGUUCUUAUAUGGCUUAGCAGAUCCUCUUAAGCUUACUCUUAAAGAACUGAAGUGAUCAAAAUUUUUUAAG